CCGCAAACCACCAAAACCAUCACUCCAAUUCAAUUGUCCGCUGCCAUUUUAGCUGCAGAGGACACCCUCAAGAAACUCUCUCUCACUUGCAUUUCAUCGACCUUUAUUCCUACUCACAGAUUUACACGACGAUUUCCCAGUUAUCGUACGCAGUAUCUAAUCAUUCAACAUGGAGUCGGAUUUGGACAGCUGCUUCGAGCGAGUCGAGAAGGCGCUCGGCAGCAUGAUUGACAGCCUCGCCAAGAACAACCCAUCACAAAAGCUGGCCGAUGAAUUGCUAGCAGCCGAAACUGAUCUCUCCGAGUCCUUGAAGCUGCUCGAGACACAUCAAAAUAACAAUGCACGGCUGCAGCAAUUAAGACAGGAGACUUCGCUUCAUGACACCCAGCUGAAGGAUAUCAUGAGCUCUCUCUGGAACAUGCGCAAGGAGCUCAAGGCCGUACCGACAACCACCAAACCCGCCGGCGGCCCAAAACACCAAUUCACCACCACAGAACUCCUCUCCUACGCCCGCCGCAUCAGCCGCAACACCCUCCCUCUCCCGGGCGUGACCAACGGCGUCGACAUGAGCCCCCGGCAGUCCGCCGCCCCUUCAACCGAAGUAAAAGACUCCUUCCGGUUGCAAUCCCAGCCCACUCAGACCCAGACGCCCAACACCAGCUUCAACCUCAGCUUCAACGGCACCGUGGGCACCCCCGGCGGCGGCGGCGGUCUCAGCGCGGCGACGCCCACCACGGCCACCGAGACGCAAGCCACCACGCAGCUGCCGCCGUCACAGCCGCCCAAGACGACGACGCAGGACCGGAUCCCGCCGCACCUCAAGCCGGCCGUCAACCCGCUGCACGGCGCCGCGUUCCACCCGUGGCCGACCGAGGGGCAGAUCCGGUCGGGCGCGCUGGCGGCGCUGCAGCGCCUCGUGGACGCGGGCAUCGACCCGCGCGGCUACGACCCGGAGGAGGAGGCGCGGCGGCGCCAGGCCGAGGAGCAGGCGCGCCGCGACGCCGAGGAGCGCGCCCGCCUCGACCGCGAGGCCGCCGAGAAGCGCGCCCGCGAGGAGAGCGACCGCAUGGCCCGCGACCGCGAGCUCGCCCGCCAGCGGAAUGGGGCCGGGGCUGGGGCUGGGGCUGGUGCUGGUGGUGGUGCUGGUGGGGAGCUCGAGCGUCGGGAUAGUGUGGCGGUGGGCAGGGACAAGCCUAAGCAGUUUACGUUCUUGGGGUCGGAUGAUGAUGAGGAUGAGGACGAUUAG
This is a messenger RNA of Chaetomium fimeti, 1246 nucleotides long. RefSeq names its product vitamin-D-receptor interacting mediator subunit 4-domain-containing protein. Gene Ontology annotation, molecular function: transcription coregulator activity. Gene Ontology annotation, biological process: regulation of transcription by RNA polymerase II. Bases 170 to 1246 code for a protein of 358 amino acids. Gene Ontology annotation, cellular component: mediator complex. Lineage: Eukaryota; Fungi; Ascomycota; Sordariomycetes; Sordariales; Chaetomiaceae. The transcript has a single exon. The record is from RefSeq and is a predicted model, not a curated record.